UUAACCACUUCCUCCUUCAUUUAGUCUUUCAAUUCCCUGCAAAUCCUACUCCAUCCUUAUCAUAAUUCAAAACCUCUCAAAAGUUUAUUAAAUCCUAUAUUCUUUUUUUGUUCUUUUUAAUCAUGCUUGGUCUCUUGGACUAUAAUUAUUUCAGAUGUUUUCGAAUUUGUGGACCUAUUUCCUGAACAUUUACUGCUUAAAGGAAUAAAUAGACUUAUUUACAUCUAUUACAGACAGCAUGAAAACGUCUAUAUUUAUAUUCAUCUUUGUUUCACUGGAUAUUAACCUUAUUUACGGAAAACAGGAUGUCCUUUUCCAAGUGAAUUGUCUUAUAGGCGGUAAUGUUACUUUGUCAACAAAUGUGCAACGUCCUAUAUACGAUGUUACCUGGGACUUUAAAGGAAAUGAGAAAAUAUUCAAUAUUGCACGAAUCACAUUGUCAGAAUUCAAGAUCGUAAACCCACUUUUCGCCAAUCAGAUGGAAGUCUUUAAUAAUGGAACAACAGUAAUAAUCAGAGAACUGAAAAUGAAUGACUCAGGGAUAUUUAUUGCUAGUAUAACUUUGAAAGACUUUCAAAAAAUAAUCAUAAACUUUAAUGUGACUGUGUAUGAACCCGUUCCAAUGCCAGUUAUUGAAAAAAAACUGGACGGUGACAGCGCUGACUGGUGUAAUUUCACCCUUAAUUGUUCUAUUCCAACAAACCAAACAAUCUCACUGAUCAGUUGGAAGUACAGACAAAAAGCCCAAGAGUUCCAGCCAUAUAGAAAUGAAAGCUCAAUCCAAGUCUCACUGAAGCCUGAUUCGCUUGUUCCAGAGUAUCUCUGCGUAGUAUACAAUCCUGCUCAUCAGAAAACCGCAUCAUUGCAACCACUGGAAUUCUGUUUUACUCCAGAAAAUACUCGCAGUCGUUGGAUGAUUAUAAUUAUUCUGAUUUCACUAUUUAUACUCUUACUAUUCCUUGGUUUUGCAUUGGUGAAGAGAUCUAGAAGAAAAACAACUGACAGCACACGCCUGCUACUGAUGACACGUCAUGUGGUGUCGGCCGGUGAUGACUUCAUCAGCGGGGGGCGGCGUGGGGCUGAUAAUGUCGUUCUUACAGACUUCAUGGAAAUGGCGGAUACAGCACCCAAUAUGGACAAUCUGUAUAUGGAGGAUGCUGACAGGAUAAGGGUGACCAAUGACCUGAAAACUACUCCCACAAAAAAUACACAACAAGACGAGGUUCAAUAUAUUGAGGUUGAGACAACUCCACGUUUUUCUAACAAUCAGAGCACACCCAACCUGGAGAAUGAAGCUGGUGAUUCUCAAAAGGAAAGAGCUUUGACAAUUUAUACUAUGAUCACAAAAUAGUAUUGGAAUAUGAAAGAUGUACAGAAUUCAUAGCAAGGAAUUGGAAGCUGAUAUCCUUUCUGAUGCUUUUAAAACCAGCACUUCCCAUAACUAAGCUUUGUAGCAGAUGUAAAGAAUUAAGUACAUUAGUCAGCUAUUAUUAGAAAAGGAAGAAAUAUCAUCACCCAUGGGAAGUCAUCUUAUACUGCCUUGUCUCAAGCAACAGAAGAAAUUGUCUUAUGCAGAGUCUGAUAACAUCUGGUGUAUUUAUGCCUUGGCAACGCAAGUCUGUGCGUAUUACAGCAUACUUUUCUGUAUGCAGCCCAUAGCAUAUGAUGUAUGUGCAUAGGCAGACUUUAUAAAUUCUGAUGGCGCAUAGUCCCUCCGCACACUCCUUCCAUAUGGCUAUUGCAUGUCUGUGACAAGCAUGUAACAUGGAUGAUGAAAUUACAUUUUGAUUCCCUCUGCCUCGCACAUACAUGCUUUUGUGUGGAAGAGGGAGCAUAUGGUUGCUUAUCACCUGUGUUCAUAUAAGUGUGAAGUUAGUUACUGGCAGGAAAAUGGUUAAAUAACUGCAUUAUGUGUGUCACUGGUAGAAAGGAGAAUUGUUUUCCCCCCUGCUCAGUGUGUUAGUGGCAGGAAGGGGUUGAACACCUGCAUUAUGUUUUAUGUGUGUUACUGGUAGAAAGGUUCAGUGUGUGAUAGCGGUAGAAAUGGGGGAUAAAUAGUAUUUACAGUGUUGUGUUUGUUGGGUCCCUGUACAGUGUGUGUUUUUGUGACAAAAAGGAAACAGAAACAAAUGGGUGGGGGGGGGGGGUUUAGAGCACUCUCUAUAUUUUUUAAUCUAUCACUUUUUAAGACAACAUUUUUUUUAUCAAAAUAUUAUAAUCAGACAGCAAGAAAUCCCUGAUUGGCUAAAUUUAUCAUAAGGAUAAAGCGAUCCCAAAAACCCUAGAGUGAUAGCAGUAGUGGACCUAUUGUGUACUGAUGUAUCUAUACACUGAUAAGUAUGCUGUGAGUAUAGCGAUGGUGAGUAUCUAUACAUAGAUAAUGACCACAUAGGCACACAACUAUAUAUCAACUGGCUGCUAUGGCCCCCCAGGUGCCACUGCACCUGCUGCAUCAAUGGUAAUUCAGCCCCUGCGUGAUAGAAUAUAUGCAGACAAACAAAGAUAUCAACAAAAAAUAAAGAGAAAA
This is a messenger RNA of Bombina bombina (fire-bellied toad), 2527 nucleotides long. It is a transcript of the gene CD48, whose product is annotated as CD48 molecule. The transcript is spliced from 9 exons. Lineage: Eukaryota; Metazoa; Chordata; Amphibia; Anura; Bombinatoridae. The coding region runs from base 239 to 1351 and encodes 370 amino acids. The record is from RefSeq and is a predicted model, not a curated record.